Molecule: messenger RNA, 2448 nt
Organism: Lampris incognitus (smalleye Pacific opah)
Lineage: Eukaryota; Metazoa; Chordata; Actinopteri; Lampriformes; Lampridae
Product: cadherin-10-like
Exons: 11
Coding region: 1-2448 (815 amino acids)
Biological process (GO): calcium-dependent cell-cell adhesion; cell-cell junction assembly; adherens junction organization
Cellular component (GO): catenin complex; adherens junction; plasma membrane
Molecular function (GO): calcium ion binding; cadherin binding
Source: RefSeq, a predicted model, not a curated record
AUGUUAACCCGCCAGCUCCUGUUUCUCCUGAUGCUAUCCAUCCUGUGGCCCGGCUCUGCCCUGCCUCUCGCACCUAGGAAUAUUGGGAACCUCUUUAAAAUGUCCGAGGACGAUGGAAGGAUACUUCAGCGCUCCAAACGGGGAUGGAUGUGGAACCAGUUCUUUCUGCUGGAGGAGUAUGCAGGAAAUGACCCCCAGUACGUUGGCAAGCUGCAAUCCAACAUGGACAACGGCAACCGGAACGUAAAGUACAUCCUCACAGGAGAAGGUGCGGGGACCCUGUUCAUUAUUGACGAAAAGUCGGGCGACAUCCACGCCACCAAGAGGCUGGACAGAGAGGAGAAGGCCAUGUACACCCUGCACGCCAAGGUGCUGGACAGGAACACCAAUGCCGAGCUGGAGCCUGACACUGAGUUUAAUGUGAAAAUACACGACAUCAAUGAUAAUGAGCCCAAGUUCUCAAAGGAACUCUAUUUUGCCAGCGUCCCUGAGAUGUCAGAAGUUGGUACAUCUGUUAUCACUGUGACAGCCACUGAUGCUGACGAUCAAACCUACGGGAACAGUGCCAAGCUGGUGUAUAGCAUCCUGCAGGGGCAGCCAUAUUUCUCUGUGGACUCAGAAAACGGCACCAUCAAGACGGCCCUGCCCGGGAUGGACAGGGAAGUGAAGGAACACUACCAGGUGGUGAUCCAGGCCAAAGACAUGGCCGGACAGAUGGGAGGGCUCUCGGGAACCACCACCGUCAGCAUCACGCUCUUGGAUGUGAACGACAGCCCGCCGCGCUUUGCUAAUCAUUCUUUUCGCGUGACUGCUGCAGAGUCCACGGAGGUUGGCGGUGCUAUCGGUCGCAUUAAAGCAGAUGAUCCGGACGUUGGCCGCAACGCCGAGAUGGAGUACAGCAUCGUUGGCGGCCACGACAUGUUCAACAUCAUCACUGACCAAACCACACAAGAGGGUGUCGUCAUAAUCAAGAAAGCGCUGGAUUAUGAAAAUAAGAGGGACUACGAGUUCAGAGUGGAGGUGCGAAACACGUACUUGGACGCGCGGUUCAUCCACGGUUUCCAGUUCAAAGACUACGCCACAGUCAAGGUGACGGUGGAGGACGUGGACGAGCCUCCCGUUUUCACCAGGAACCCUUACGUCAUCGAGGUGCACGAGGACACGGCUGCGGGCAGCUUCGUGGGCGUGGUGUCGGCCAGGGACCCCGACGCAGACAACAAGACGGUCAAGUAUUCCAUUGACCGCCACACGGACCUGGACCGGCUGUUCAACAUUGAUUCUGUAAACGGCACCAUCACCACGCUGAAGGCGCUGGACAGGGAAAUGUCCAAAUGGCACAACAUCUCUGUCGUGGCCACUGAGAUCAGUAAUUACGGCUUCCUUUUCAUUUACCAACACGAUGCCAUCUACAUAUGGCUACAGAGGAGAUGGUUUUGUUAUACCUUCCUAACUCUUGUUUUUUCCCCCGUUUCAGAUAAUCCUCGGCAGACCACUCGAGUGCCGGUAUUUAUCAAGGUAUUGGACGUCAACGACAAUGCACCAGAAUUCGCGAUGUCUUACGACACCUUUGUCUGCGAGAACGUCAAAGCAGGACAGUUGAUUCAGACAAUAAGUGCAGUCGACACGGACGAACCCCUGGUUGGACACAAGUUUGUCUUCAGCAUAAGCGCGUCCAACCCAAACUUCACCAUAGUUGACAGGGAAGAUAACACUGCCAAUAUCCUGACUCUAAGGGGAGGUUUCAGUCGCCGGGAGAUGAGCAUGUACCUCCUGCCCGUGGUGAUCUCAGACAACGACUACCCGAUCCAGAGCAGCACCAGCACGCUGAUUGUUCGCGUGUGUGCCUGCGACAGCCGGGGUAACAUGCAGUCCUGUAACCCAGAGGUUCUGCCCUUCUCCGAUGGCCUCACCACCGGAGCCCUGGUGGCCAUCUUACUCUGUGUCAUCAUCCUCCUCAUGAUCGUGGUGCUGUUCGCUGCCCUGAGGAGGCAGAGGAAGAAGGAGCCUCUGAUCAUCUCCAAAGAGGACGUCAGAGACAACGUCGUCAGCUACAACGAUGAAGGAGGCGGAGAGGAGGACACCCAGGCCUUUGAUAUCGGCACGCUCCGCAACCCGGAGGUGAUGGACACCAACAAACUGCGCAGGGACAUAAUACCCGAAAUGCUCUUUCCCUUUCGGAGGACGUCGCCCAUAAAGGACAACACGGACGUCAGAGAUUUCAUAAACGGCAGGCUCCAGGAGAACGACACGGAUCCCACGGCGCCGCCCUAUGACUCCCUAGCGACGUACGCCUACGAGGGCAGCGGCUCGCUGGCGGAGUCCCUCAGCUCACUGGAGUCCGCCGCCACCGAGGGCGACCAGGAUUACGAUUACCUCAGCAACUGGGGCCCGCCGUUUAAAAAGCUGGCCGAGAUGUACAUUGGGAAGAGCCCCGAUAGAGAGACCUGA